Closterium sp. Naga37s-1 is the source of this 1170-nucleotide messenger RNA. The record is from the annotation of a GenBank genome assembly. NCBI's taxonomy places the organism in Eukaryota, Viridiplantae, Streptophyta, Zygnematophyceae, Desmidiales, Closteriaceae.
AUGGCUCCUUACACGAAGCCUUUAGAACCGUCAAUCGCGGCGCAGGUUGCGGUACUCUGCAGUUUUCCCAAAUUCGGCUUUCAGGUUCGGGACGUGCGGUGCGGGUGGGAGGAUGCGGAAUUCGCGGACCGGUUCACGGUGCACGUGCCGUGCGGUUGGGACAAGCUAGAAUGGUACGUGCAGUUCAACAGCAGUCGGCCGUGGGACCCACCUGACGUCAUCUUCCACUCCUCGCCUGAUGGCCUCUGCUUCCAGCCUCUGCUGCUCCCAGGUGGCACGGGCAAUGACAGCAGCAGCUGGGGGCUGCUCAAGGACUGGCAGCACAACGACUCCUAUCGCCUGCUGCGCCUCCUGCUGCACCUCAGGGCGUUGUUCCUGCAGCAGCAGCGGCAGCAGGCGGAGGCAAUGGAGGAUGGGCGGGUGAAGUUCGAGCUCAGCACACUGGCGCAGCAGGAGUUCGAGGUCUAUGCUCCGCUUAUGGUAGGCAAGUCGACUCCAGAGGAGCUGCAGCUGGCAGUGCCGGUGCUGGGAAUCGAUCUCCGCCCUCUCACUCACUUCAGUGUUGGUGGGUGCUGGGGGAUGCUGAUGGGUGCUGGGGAUUGCUCGGGCAACCUUCACCUCAGGCUGCUUGCGGGUGGGUUAUGGGGGCACCCGCACACUCCCCCACCUGCACUCCACGCCCACCCCUCUCUUUCUCCCUCAUCCCCCUCACUCACAGUUCAAGUUCCCCCUCACUCACAGUUCAAGUUCCCCCUCACUCACAGUUCAAGUUCCCCCUCUCUUUCUCCCGCAUCCCCACAACAGAUCAAGUUCCCCAUCUCAGGAACCAGUGGCAGCGCCAACGGCAAGACUUCCACCCCCCAGUUGAAGCUCGGAGGCCCACCGCUCCUCCUCUCCCUCCUUGGAUUUCCAGAAACCAAGCUGCCUGCUUGGACAGACACCAUGUGCACAGUUGCGUAUCUGCCUGAGCUUGCUGCGUUCAUCCACCAGCGACUUGAUACUGCUGUCUCUUCCAUGCAAAGCCGGGCAGAGUUUAUUUCUGCUCUGCCCGCGGUAUUCGGGCAACCUUUAGAAACUGACACGCAACUGUUCUCCCACACCACACUCUUUGUGUCGGCCAACAGCUGCAUGUGCCUGGUGCGUGCCCCCACACUCCCUGCAUGUGCCUGA